Molecule: messenger RNA, 7038 nt
Organism: Hyla sarda
Lineage: Eukaryota; Metazoa; Chordata; Amphibia; Anura; Hylidae
Gene: TBC1D1
Product: TBC1 domain family member 1
Exons: 23
Coding region: 422-4228 (1268 amino acids)
Source: RefSeq, a predicted model, not a curated record
AUAUAUGUAGUCAGAAAAAUGGUGACGUGUUCAAUGCUUAUUUCACCAGCUGUUUAUCCGGUGCCGGAGGGAAACUGAUGUUAGAAUUCAUCCAAUUCAUUUGAAAAAAGGACAGUUCACAUUCAUCCAGCUCGAUGUGGACACUGGAUCGUCAGAGAUACUGCACGGCACCGGACGGGUGAACUUGUGUAAUGUGGCUGAGAGAGUAGAGGGGGGAGCACAGGGCUCUGCUUCUUCUGGGGUCCUUGUGAGUUGCUAUUUGCUGGCCUGAGGAUCAUCCCCCCCCCCCUAAUGCUUCAUUCAUCCCCAGACUCUGCAGUCAGAUGUCCUUGUAACUGAAAUGCAAGAAUCUUACUGAUCUCACCUAUCUUACUGAAAACUGGAAAGGGACUGGAAACAGGAACAUUGCUCACUCUCUGCCAUGGAUCCUAUAUCCUUUACGGCUCCUAAAACCCCAGCACCAUGUGAAAUUCUAGAAUACAGACUUCAGCUGAUUGGCUCUUUGACUCUGAAUUCUUUUACUACGAUGCCCAUGUUACCGUGGAUUGUGGCAGAGAUCAAAAGGAAAAGCUUGGUGAAGUCAAAGGAUUCCCAACCUGUGCGCCCUGUCCGGCUGUACAUAUCGCCCACAUGUAUCUGUUGUGAGCCCGAUCCCGGUGACAGUCACCAGUGGGAUCCUCUCAUCUGGUCUAGCAUCUUUGAACACAAGCCGCAGUUUGUGAAGAAAUUGAUACACAAUAGUCAGGAUCCCAAUUGUUUUGCCUGUAUGCUCAAGGUAGAAGACGUCCCACAUCAACAAAGCAUAUGCUAUGUCUUCCGAGCUGCUGAACAAGCAAUAGUGCCUGAAAUCAUUGGCUCUAUCAGACAAGCAGGAAAACUAGCACGGCAAGAGGAAAUCCAUUCUCAUUUAUGUGAUGGGGACGAUGCUUUCUCCAAAAAGUUUGAAGUCUUGUUUUGCGGCCGAGUUAUUGUAGCUCACAAGAAGGCACCACCUGCCCUUAUAGAUGAGUGUAUUGACAAGUUUAACCAUGUAAGCUGUAGCAAACAGAAUGACGUCGAUGAUUCACAGCCACCAUCGGACACCAGCACUGGAAUCACGUUCGGGGACAAACUACGUUCUGUUUUCCAGUCGACCUUUAUUGAGGACGAUAAAAAUAAACCUAUACGUAAAUCUUAUUCCCAGCCUGGCCUAAGGUCUAACUCGUUCAAGAGGGAAUGGGAAGAUGGUCACUACAGCCUUCCUGGAUCUUUUGAAGAAAAUGACUAUUCUUUGGAUUUUAAAAGUUCUGGUGAAGUUCGCAACUGCGUACAGCCAACUGACAUGGCCGAAAAUCAGACUAUGCUGUUCACGAUUGGUCAGUCGGAGGUUUACCUUAUCAGCCCUGAUACAAAGAAAAUUGUUAUAGAAAAGAGCUUUAAAGAAAUCUCCUUUUGUUCUCAGGGUAUCCAGCACGUCGAUCACUUUGGUUUCAUCUGCCGAGAGCCUUUAAACAAUGGAGGCUGUCACUUUGUCUGCUACGUCUUUCGGUGCACAAAUGAAGCACUGGUGGACGAGAUCAUGUUGACCUUGAAGCAGGCUUUUAGUGUAGCUGCUGUGCAGCAGAAUACAAAGACUCAUAUGCUUCUGUGUGACGGAUGCCCCAUGCAAUGCAUGCACAAACUCUGUGAGAAAAUAGAAGGUCUUCCCCCAUCAAAAACCAAACUUGAGUUACAAAGACACAUGACCACAUUAAACAAUGAAGAGCAGGCCUCUGUGUUUGAGGAAGUACAGAAAAUCCGUCCUCGGACCGAACAGAGAGAAAAUGAACUCAUAAUUUGCCGUCUGAGGUGUCUCUAUGAAGAGAAGCAGCGAGAUCAUGUCCACUGUGUGGAUCCAAAGCAGGUCUCCCAGAUUUCAAGCAACCCCCUGAAUGAUCUACAGAGCAGUGCCGCCCGCUUCAGAUUGGACUUGUUCAAGAGCAAAGCAAAAAGAUCUUUAACGGAAUCUCUAGAAAGUAUUUUAUCAAGGGGUUAUAAAAAUCGUUCCCAACAGGACAGCACCGGUAGUAUAGACUAUGACAGUUCACUGUGCAGUCCACUGGAAAGUAGUAGUAAGGAACCUUCCUUUAGUGAAGUGGAAACCACAUCUCUAGAAUCGCCUCUAAAAUCUCACGGCUCCAUGGGUGACUUACCUACAGUAACAGAGGACUCUCCCUCCGAGUAUCCUGGAGAAUCAUCUCAGCAAGGAUUCCGACGUCGAGCUAACACUUUGAGUCAUUUCCCUGUCAGAUCUCAGGAUUUACCAGAGCCUGUGCAGAAAACCCCAUCUGUUCCACAGAGGAAGCUUAUGCGACACCACUCCGUGAGCACAGAGACGCCGCUCAAGAGAACUUCCAGCACAGCUUCUAGUGUGCCUGACAGAAAAUCUGCACAGUGUGAUGAAGCUGCCCCUUCUCCUCCUGUCAGUGCAGCCUCUUCUCCUAGAUUCCUCCAAAAACUAAGGCAUAACUCCGGUGGGGACCCUAGUGGUGCGGUCACUCAGAAGAGCCUCUUCUACCGCUCUUCUUUUCGAAAGAAACUUCACUCUUCCUCUUCUGUGCCCAACUUUCUAAAGUUUCUUGCUCCUGUAGCAGAAAAUAGUGCAGCUGAAUGUAACAAGGAACGUGACUUUGAGUGUAAAUCCAUCCAUAGUGAAGCAUCGUGUAGCAGUCCGGUGAGGACGCGGCGGCAUUCUUGGAGACAGCAGAUCUUCCUGCGUGUGGCAACUCCACAAAAGGGAUGCGAUUCCCCAAACAGAUAUGAAGAACGCUCAGAAGUGGGUGAUAUCCCCCCAAGGUCUCCGCUGCAGCCUGUAUGUGAAGAUGGUCUGUUUGGUACUGUAUCAGUAAUAAGACACCGCACUCCAGAAGAACUGAGAGAACUUUGGAAAAAAGCCAUUCUACAGCAGAUUCUACUUCUCAGGAUGGAAAAGGAAAAUCAAAAGUUACAAGCAUCAGAAAAUGACUUGCUAAAUAAGCGCCUGAAGCUCGACUAUGAAGAAAUCACUCCAUGUCUUAAAGACGUGACACUCGUGUGGGAAAAAAUGCUGAACAUCCCCGGAAGAGCGAAAAUUAAGGCUGAUAUGGAAAAGAUUCAUGCUGCUGUUGGGCAAGGUGUCCCUCGACCUCAUCGAGGAGAAAUCUGGAAGUUUUUAGCAGAACAGUAUCAGUUGAGACAUCAGAUGCCUAGCCGAAGCCCCAUAAAAGAUGUUCCAUAUAAAGAGCUACUUAAGCAGCUUACCACUCAACAACAUGCCAUACUUAUUGAUCUGGGACGCACCUUCCCAACACACCCAUACUUUUCGGCACAGCUGGGAGCAGGACAGCUGUCACUCUACAAUAUAUUAAAGGCCUAUUCCUUGCUCGAUCCUGAAGUGGGCUACUGCCAAGGGCUCAGCUUUGUGGCUGGGGUUCUGCUGCUACACAUGAGUGAAGAGGAUGCCUUUAAAUUGCUGAAGUUUCUGAUGUAUGACAUGGGCUUAAGGAAACAGUACCGACCUGAUAUGGUCACCUUACAGAUCCAGAUGUACCAGCUUUCUCGAUUGCUUCAUGACUACCACAGAGACCUGUACAACCACCUAGAAGAGUAUGAGAUUGGGCCUAGUCUGUAUGCUGCCCCUUGGUUUCUCACCAUGUUUGCAUCUCAAUUCCCGCUAGGUUUUGUGGCCAGAGUAUUUGAUAUGCUUUAUCUUCAGGGAUCGGAAGUUAUCUUCAAAGUGGCUAUGAGCUUGUUGGGCAGUCACAAGCCCUUAAUUUUGCAACAAGAAAAUCUAGAGUCAAUUGUGGAGUUUAUAAAGAACACUCUGCCAAAUCUGGGAUUGGUGCAAAUGGAGAAGACUAUAAACCAGGUUUUUGAAAUGGACAUUUCAAAGCAAUUGCAAGACUAUGAGGUAGAAUAUCAUGUACUGCAAGAUGAACUGAUCGAUUCUUCUCCUCUCAGUGACAACCAGAGAAUAAAUAAGUUAGAAAAAGCAAAUAAUACCUUACACAAACAGAACUUUGACCUGUUGGAGGAAUUGCAGGCAUCUAAGGGCAGAAUCCAAAUACUAGAGUCAACGAUAGAUAACUUACAGGCCAAUGAAGUCAAAUUAAAGCAGUCUGUCUCUACCUUAGAGCUGGAGCGAUCCGCCUUACUAUACACAAUUGAGGAACUAAAAAAACAGAUUCAGAAGUCUCAAGAUAAUCCUCUUCAAAUAGAAGAUGAUCCUUAAGAACAUUUCCAAUACCAUGAAGAACUGUGAUUUUUACGAAAGAUGUCCAAGCCAUGUUCUUCCUUAUCCAUUGCACAUUUCUCCAAUUUAAAGAUAAGGAGGAUCUCAUGUCUCAGAAAGAAAUCUUCUGACAUUUUAUUUUAAUGUUUUAUCAUUGUGGGGUUUUAUAUUUUUUUGUAGACGUCUCCUGCUCAUUCCUGGUUUCUCUUUCAUAGUUAAUUCCAUGCUAUUUUAUAUUGGCCUAGCAAGGGAAAUCAUGGUUUUGGAAAGGGAGUGUAUUUAAAAAAAAAAAAAAAAAAAAAAAAACAACUAAAGACUGUUGUAGUUGAGAGAAUGCGAGAUAUCAUCUACAAAGCAUAGUGAAGGAGCCCUUUUGUGAGCUGAGCUAAUAUGUAGUCCUUACUAGCUAAUCUUAUUACAUGGAGGUUGGAUAUUUCCACAAACCAAAAUUUUUAUCUUUUUUUUCCGUAAACAUUAAUGCUGAGGUCAGUCAGUUCUCCCAUUUAUUCCAAUUUGUUUAUUCCAAGUAUUGUGAGGAUCUUUAGUGGGCUAAACAUGCUGUUGGUUUGCAGAACAGAUUAGGUUUCUUCACACUACUUCACCAAUAACGUGAACAGGAACUAGAGUCUAGGAACAGGAUCAAGUCAAGUUCCCACGCGAAUACUAUUUUAUAGAUAAAGAUACACUAUAUUUCCUAAUGUGUCUUGUAAAAAUGCCCUGUUGCCCAAUACAACAGGCGAUACUAAAACUGAAAUCUAUAUAGGAAGCUAAGCUGCUUCCAUGUUUUAAAAGUGUAUGCAAUCCAAAUCAUUGAUGCAAAGUCUCAGUUCUAGUUACUAUAGAAUGUAUUUUAUGUACAUUUAAAUGUGCAACAAGGAGGAGUCCUAAAAUUAACGUUUUAGGUGGGUAUAUAUCCUUCCCCGCGCCAGUUCAAAGUAGGAAAAUUGCCUAGCACUUGUGUGCAAGCAGUUUAUACACAAAUGGGCCUUGCACAAUUUUGCCACCUUGCGCUGGCGCAGGGAAUGAUUAAUUUCUCCCAAAAUGUUAAUUUUAGGACUCCACAUUGUCGCACUCCUUGUUGCAGAUUUUUUUUUUUACCUAAAUAUUUAUAACUGUAUAUUAUAUAUAUUUUAAAAUUUUCUUUUAAAUAAGUAUUAUUAAGUGUUGAGUUUUAACAAACAUAACCAUACCUUUUGGUUGUUUGCUUUGGAACCAAAUCUUUUCCUCACUCCUAGGUGUUGUACAUUUUAGGCUGGAUUCAUAAGGUGAAGUUUUUUUUCUUUUGCAUUAUCAUUUUUGGAAGGUCAGAGGUAAAAAAAAUUCACCCUAAAUAUACUUGGGUUUUUACUGUGAGGUGCCUUGGUUUUGCAUUACAGAUUUUGACUGUGCAGUUUUCACAGGUGAAACUUUAAAAUGUGUCACCUAUGAGUUUUCAAUAACCUCAUUGUAAAACCAUAGCGUUCCAUAGAAAAAAUGCAUAUGUUUUGUGGUGAAUUUUUCUCCUUUGACUUUUUGGACCGUGAUAAAAAUGUGAAAACAAAUGUAACAUCUGUACCCAGCCUUACUUUGGUAGCUGGUUACAAAGCUCUGCCUAGAUAUAUUCAUUAUCCUAACAAAUGUCACAUAGGCCACAGUCAAAAUCCAUUCAUUGAUAUAAUUAUGGCUAACUGAAUAUUCGUACAUGUAUUCCAUAAUCUGAAUCAUCACUCAUAAAGGUCAUAUACUGUAUAUACAGAUUAUUUGUUCAACACAGUGUCAGAGAGGCUGAGUUGAGCCACAACAUGCAUGCCUCCUCCCUCCCCCCACCCCUCCCUGUCUUGACUGAUUUGAGUACAGGGCUUGUCUCCCAGGACUAAGCUAUGUACAUAAAACAGUUAAUACAGGCAGGUGUGGGGGAGGGAGGAGGCAUGCAUGCUGCAGCUCACACAGCCUCUUUUGACACCUUGCUUUGAGAAUGAUUAAGAUCUGACAGAUUCCUAUUAAAUGCAAGCCACCAUUACUCACAACAGAUUUUCAAGCCUGUUUGGUAAUUGUUCAAAUUAAUGGAAAUUACUUUCACUGAUUGAAACCUAUUGUUAAAUGGAACCUCGAAGCUGCUGGUGUCCUUGUUUACUGGCAGAAAUUGAAUAGUGAUUGUGGAAGGCCCAGAUGAUCAUACACAGUGUUUAUCAUUCAUAGGCAAUAUGCAGGAGAAGCAUCAGGCAUUGCACAAUUGCCUCUGCAAUACUACUUCCUGGUUAACCCUUAGAUGUCACUCCAGCUGUUAAUGCUGGUAACCCAGGCAAAACUAUACCAUAAUGCUGCUAAACAUGUACCAUGUAGUUUAUUUUAAUUAUUAUCUAAUCUAAGUUAAAGGGGUACUCUGGUGGAAACUGGCUGUAUACUACAGAGGAAAUUCUUAUCUUUUUGGAUUUAUUUUCUGUCUUGACCACAGUGCACUCUGCUGACACCUCUGUCCAUUUUAGGAACUGCCCAGAGCAGCAUAUGGCUGGGUUCACAUCACGUUUUUGCCAUACUGUUUUCAAUCCAUUUUUUUAAAGAAAACCGUAUGCCAAAAAAACGGAUGGAACAGUUUGGGAAAAAGUAAACCGUAUGCGUUUUUAAACAGUAUACUGUUUUUAAAAGUGCAUACAGUUCUGUCUGUUUUUAUAGGGAAAAAAAACAUACGUUUUUGAAAAUGUUGUCCAUUUUUAAUGGGAGGGGUCUUGGGUGGGGACUUUAGGAUGCAAAUGCGCAUGUGCAAAGUAAAAACCGUAUAUGUUUUCCCGUAUGGAACCGUAUACAUGUGCGUUUCCCAUUGACGUCCAUGU